Molecule: messenger RNA, 1172 nt
Organism: Alternaria rosae
Lineage: Eukaryota; Fungi; Ascomycota; Dothideomycetes; Pleosporales; Pleosporaceae
Exons: 4
Coding region: 171-1049 (292 amino acids)
Molecular function (GO): protein binding
Source: RefSeq, a predicted model, not a curated record
CUUGCGCAAGGACAAAAUCGUCACACCUGUAGCCGUUGUCCUUUUGUUUUUAACGGCAGGGUCCUACGAGCAUCUGCCUCAAGAAGCCUUCCUCCGCCCGCCAAACUCUUCAAUUAUCAGUAACCUCUCCUCACGCUCGUACCUUAACUCUCUCACACUACAUCUCUACAAUGGACGCACCAAUGAUUGAACUCAAGUCGGCCCUGGCCUCACUGUUUGCAUGCGGACAAUACUCAGAUCUGACCAUCGUUUGUGGUGCCAAAAGAUACCCAGUACACCGUAUACUCCUCGCAACAAGAUCCACCUUCUUCGAGGGAGCUUGCCGCAAUGGCUUCAGGGAAGCAGAAACUGGAGUGGUUGACCUCAGCGAAGAUGACGCAGAAGCUGUUGACCACAUGGUGCACUACUUCUACCACAUGGACUACCUCACCAAGAAGUCACUCUCGCGUCGAUCCUCACAACGAUCGAACCGACCUACUUCUCUACGCUCAUCGAUCACCAAGAGGAGAAGCCCCCCAAAGAAGCUGAACCUUGUUCAAGUUGAAGACCCGCUCCUUGCACUCAUGGCAGCAACCAACAACUCAAUGCCGCUCACUCCUCCUGCCGACGAGCCCAUGUUUCAAAGCAUGGAUGCAUCCUCCAAGCUGCCCGACACGCCGAUGGCCGAUCAGUUCUUCGAGGAUGACGAUCUAGAAAGCGAGCAAUCAGAGACCGAGUUCGACAUUGAGACGACACAUCUCAUCACACAUGCCAAGGUCUACGCCAUUGCUGAGAAGUAUGGCAUUGCAGGCUUGAAAGCGCUUGCGCGUAGCAAAUUCGCAGAGGAGGUCGAGCUGCACCUCAGCAGCGCCGACUUUCCAGAGGCCUGCCAAGAGGUGUACGAGUCUACCUUCCACACUGACCGUGGUCUGCGAGACGUCAUCAUCCAGACCUUCCGCGCCAAUCCCAGCCUGUCGCUGCGACCCGAUGUUGAGAUGGCCGUGCGAGAAACACCAGGUCUUGCUUUCGAACUCUUCCGCAUGGCGAGCGGACUUCCUGUCUCUUCCUGAAGAAAACUCCGUCACAGUCGUUCCCGCAUCGAGCUAAUCAUCGCUGCCCCGCAGUCUACACCAGUAUCUGCCCCGCCGCUGCAAGCAUACGACUCAACUCUUUGUUGAGUCUCCGUCAUCUAC